AUGGCUGGUGGUAAAGGAAACAAGCCUGUUAAUGCCAACAAAUCUAAUGCAGCUGCAAACCCUAGCAAGGGAAGGAAGAAGGAGACUGGUCUAGGUCUUACUAAUACUAAAGAUGGCAACUUUGGUGAAUGGUAUUCUGAGGUUGUUACAAAUGGUGAAAUGGUAGAAUAUUAUAAUAUAUCUGGCUGUUAUAUCCUCCGACCAUGGGCAAUGUCUAUUUGGGAGAUAAUGCAAACAUACUUUGAUGCAGAAAUCAAGAAGAUGAAAAUUAAAACUUGCUACUUCCCACUUUUUGUAUCCAACAACGUUCUACAAAAAGAGAAGGAUCACAUAGAGGGUUUUGCUCCUGAGGUUGCAUGGGUGACAAGAUCAGGGGAGUCUGAAUUGGAAAUUCCAAUUGCAAUUAGACCAACAGGUGAAACAGUGAUUAAUCCUACUCCAUUCAUCAGGAGCCGUGAGUUUCUUUGGCAAGAAGGGCACACUGCCUUUGCAACAAAGGAGGAGGCAGACACUGAGGUUUUUGAAAUUCUUGAACUGUAUAAACGACUAUAUGAAGAGUACUUGGCUGUGCCUGUGGUGAAAGGGAAAAAAAGUGAGAUGGAAAAGUUUGCCGGUGGACUUUAUACCACCAGUGUUGAGGCGUUUAUUCCAAAUAGUGGGCGUGGUGUACAAGGUGCGACUUCCCACUGCUUAGGCCAGAAUUUUGCAAAAAUGUUUGAAAUAAAAUUCGAAGAUGAAAAGGGAGAAAAGGCCAUGGUUUGGCAGAAUUCUUGGGCAUACAGUACUCGAACAAUAGGGGUGAUGGUGAUGGUUCAUGGUGAUGAUAAAGGCUUGGUGUUGCCUCCUAAAGUUGCAGGAGUACAAGUGAUUGUGAUUCAUUUGCCUUACAGUGAUGCGGAUGUUGAUGCAUUGGUGAAUGCAAGUUUGGAGACCGUGAAAGCUUUAUGUGAUGUAGGAAUUCGUGCUGAAGCUGACUUAAGGGAGAAUUAUAAACCAGGUUGGAAGUAUGCUCAUUGGGAAAUGAAAGGUGUUCCUUUGAGGAUUGAAAUUGGGCCCAGGGACAUUGCUAAAAACCAGGUGUGUGUGGCUCGUCGUGACAAUGGAGAAAAAAUUGAUAUUCCAAUGGCUGAUUUGGUUGAUAAAGUAAAGGAUUUGUUGGAUGAUGUUCAACAAAACAUGUUUGAAGUCGCUAAGCAAAAACGAGAUGCUUGUGUUCAAGUUAUAAAAACUUGGGAUGAGUUUAUUGUUGCAUUAGCCCAAAAGAAAUUGAUUUUGGCUCCAUGGUGUGAUGAAGAGGUUUACACUCACAAAGACAACAUUUCGGAAGUCGAGAAAGAUGUGAAAACAAAGACAAAAGGGGAGACAGGAGCAGCUAAGACACUUUGUUCUCCAUUUGAGCAGCCCGAGCUGCCCGAAGGUACAUUGUGCUUUGCGUCAGGAAAACCUGCCAAGAAAUGGACGUAUUGGGGACGAAGCUAUUAA
Molecule: messenger RNA, 1482 nt
Organism: Lactuca virosa
Lineage: Eukaryota; Viridiplantae; Streptophyta; Magnoliopsida; Asterales; Asteraceae
Source: the annotation of a GenBank genome assembly